AUGAUGUGUUUUCCGGGAAACAUUGGCGCUAAAGCGCUGAAAUGUUAUGCAAAGUUGGCUUUAUUGGCACUGUGUAUUAUCAUUUUAACUUUGACUUGUUGCUUCGAAUUUCUAACAGCUGUUAGGGCAACAUUGGUUGCAAACUCAUUUCUAGGCUAUUCGUGGUAUUCGCUUCGGAACAUCGGCCAGAAUAUCAGAACACCGUGUAAGAUAGAAAACUCAUCACUAGAAAUGAGACAUGACAAUCUCAGCCAUGACUUCUUUCAGAGACAGAAAUCUAGAUGCUUUCCCUCUUGUAUCAUCUUUGGCGUGUCAAAGUGUGGCACCAGAGCGGUCUUGGAAUACCUGACCCUACAUCCAGAUGUGGUCGCCCGGAAUUCUGAAGUAAACUUCUUUUGUAACAAAACCCUUUAUGAACGAGGAGUUUCUUGGUAUAUUCAGCAAAUGCCUCUUUCCGAGCCACACCAAAUCACUGUUGAAAAAAGUCCGGACUAUUUUGAAUGCCAUUAUUGCGCUGACCUCAUAUAUGCUGCCAACAGGAACACCAAGUUAAUUCUCUUACUCAGGGAUCCCGUGGAGCGACUUGUGUCUCAGUACAUGCAACUGGCAGACAAAACUGCAGGCUUACCCCCGAUGGAAGAGUGGGUCAUCAACCCGGACACACAUGUAAUCAACAAUAAACUGUCUUCAGUAAUGGCGGGUGCAUACUCAGAACAUCUGUCUCACUGGCUGAAUGUCUUCCCCCAACAUCAGAUACACAUCAUCGAGAGUGACAAUCUGCGAGUUAACCCCUUAGAAGAAAUGACACAAGUCGAAAAGUUUUUAAAUCUAAGGCCGUUUUUUGCUCCCGGAGAUUUUUAUUUCAACAGCAGUCGUGGCUUUUACUGUACACGAAGAAGAUCGACUGGCAAAACAAAAUGUCUGGGCAAAUCAAAAGGAAGACACCAUAUACAC
This is a messenger RNA of Candidula unifasciata, 954 nucleotides long. Lineage: Eukaryota; Metazoa; Mollusca; Gastropoda; Stylommatophora; Geomitridae. The record is from the annotation of a GenBank genome assembly.